AUGAUCCCUCACAUGGCACUGUGUAAAUUAUUUCCUCUGGUUCUCAUCGGGCUUGUGGUGUUCGCUGUGAGUGGGAUAUUUGGAGACCCUAUAUAUGAGUGCCUACAAGACACAGACUACAGUGAGCUUCUGGACAUUGUGGAUAAAGGCCUGCCUCCCACUAAGACACCUCGUCACAUAGCAAUCGUCGGCGGGGGCAUCGCUGGACUGACUGCUGCAAAGAUCUUAGAAGAUGCCGGACAUAAGGUGACCAUAAUAGAAGCCAGUAACCGUAUUGGAGGACGUGUGGAGACCUUCAGGAAUAAUAGAGAGGGCUGGUAUGCAGAAAUUGGCGCCAUGAGGAUCCCCAGCUUUCAUAAAAUCCUGCUUUCCUUUGUCUCCAAAUUACAAAUUUCACUUAACCCCUUCAUCCAAGACGACAUCAACACCUACUAUUUGAUCAAUGGAGUGCUGCAGAAGACCACUACUGUGGAAAACAACCCUGGUGUGCUCAACUAUAGCUUGAAAGAAAGUGAGAGGGGGAAGUCCGCUGCUCAACUCUUCAGUGAGACACUCUGGAAGGUUAAGCAUGACCUCAAUGCCAUUGGCUGCAGUGCCAUGUUGGAUAAAUAUGAUUCCUACACAACAAAGGAAUAUCUGGUGAAGGAGGGCAACCUGAGUCCUGGAGCCUUGAGGAUGAUCGGGGACAUCCUGAAUGAAAGCAGCCUCUUCUACACAUCACUCAUAGAGAUGCUGUACAUACAGUCCGACAUCAAUGACAACACUGAGUACUUUGAAGUGACAGGUGGUUUUGAACACCUGCCGCAGGCUUUCCAACGGGUGUUAAAUGCCACGGUCCUGCUGAACUCCAAGGUCAAUCUGAUCAAUCAAACAGGCAGCAGUAACGUGACAGUAACGUACCAGGAACGGGGCAACACAGGUUCCCUGAUCAGCAUGACAGCGGACUAUGUCCUGGUUACCACCACAGCCAAGGCUGCCAUCUUCAUUGACUUCCAGCCGCCUCUCUCCGGGGACAAGACGGAGGCCCUGCGCUUGAUUCAUUACAUCAGCUCCACCAAGGUGGUCCUCAGCUUCAGGGAGCGCUUCUGGGAGAAAGAGGGUAUCAGAGGAGGGAGGAGUGUCACGGACCGGCCUUCUCGCUUCAUCUUCUACCCCAGCCACAGCUUCCCCGGCACCGCCGCAGGGGCCCUCCUGGCGUCCUACACCUGCUCCGACGACUCCACCCUCUUCCAAGGGAUGAGCGAGAAGAAUCUCAUGGCUGUGGUCUUGGAAGACCUGGUGAAGAUCCACGGAGAGGACAUCAGGCCUCUGUGGACAGGGGGACUGGUGAAGAAGUGGGGCUUGGAUCCUUACAGUUUGGGAGCCUUCGCCUUUUUCACACCCUACCAGAGACACUACACCAGAGAACUGUUCCAGAGUGAGGGCCGCGUGCACUUUGCAGGAGAACACACAGCCGCGCCGCAUGGCUGGAUAGAGACUGCCAUGAAGUCUGCAAUCAGGGCAGCUAGAAAUAUCAAUGGCCUAACAGUUUAG
Molecule: messenger RNA, 1533 nt
Organism: Gymnodraco acuticeps
Lineage: Eukaryota; Metazoa; Chordata; Actinopteri; Perciformes; Bathydraconidae
Gene: il4i1
Product: interleukin 4 induced 1
Exons: 7
Coding region: 1-1533 (510 amino acids)
Biological process (GO): amino acid catabolic process
Molecular function (GO): polyamine oxidase activity; L-amino-acid oxidase activity
Source: RefSeq, a predicted model, not a curated record